Molecule: messenger RNA, 4253 nt
Organism: Melampsora larici-populina 98AG31
Lineage: Eukaryota; Fungi; Basidiomycota; Pucciniomycetes; Pucciniales; Melampsoraceae
Exons: 14
Coding region: 149-3913 (1254 amino acids)
Biological process (GO): piecemeal microautophagy of the nucleus; maintenance of cell polarity; endocytosis
Cellular component (GO): intracellular membrane-bounded organelle; cytosol; membrane
Molecular function (GO): sterol binding; protein binding
Source: RefSeq, a predicted model, not a curated record
CUUUUCACAUUCCUCUCUCCAUCUUAACUUACUAAUCACUUCUUCUUCGCUUUAUCAUCACAGCCACUCAACCCACAGCAAUCCAAGCUUAAUUGAUUCGAUUGAACUCAUCUCACAGCAAUCCAAGCUCAACCAAUCCUGAUUGAUCAUGUCAUCACCAUCAUCCCAAACCUCACCCACUACGAUUACUAAUCUAACCAAUCGAAUCCUUCCCACCACUCCCAUCACUUCAUCCAAUCCAAGUCAAUCUAAUCAAACUGAUGAUCAUCGACCAAGAUCUAAUUCAAGUUUAACUUCAUCACCUAAUCAUCGACUUAAUCAGCAUCAAUUUCAUUCGAUCAGUAGUACUCAACUUAGUCAUUCUAAUUCAAAUCAAUCCAUCUAUUCUAAGAUUCUGGGUCCAAAUUCAAAGAAAUCUACUACGCUUCCUUCAGUCGAUGAAUCACUUCGUAGUUUCAAACUCUUACAAGCUUUACGUUCAGGCGAUUCAACUCAAAUCUUAACUCUCUUAAACCAAUAUCAAGAUCAUUCUACUACUCCACAUCAUGAUUCAGAUUCUCCAAUCUAUCAAAUCACUCCUCUUCAUUUGGCUGUAAGAUGUGCAAGCACUCAAACCGUUCAACUUGUACUUUCCAAUUCAUCACCUAAACAUCUCCUUACUCAAGAUGCUUCUGGUCAAACCCCGCUUCAUGUGGCCUGUGCCUUGGGUAGAACCGAUGUAGUAGCUCUUCUCUUGGCUCAACCUCAAGUCGAUGAUUCAAUUCGUGAUCUUGAUUCAAAGACUUGUUUAGAAGUUUGUAAACAUCCUGAAGUAGCUAAAUUGGUUCAAGUCUCACGUGCUCAAUUAUCUGGUAGCUUCUUGGCUUUACUUUCGGCUUAUAUUGCAUCUCCUCAAACUGCGAUUGUCAGCCAAGCUGCAGUUGAUUCUAUCGGCGCACCAUCCACAAAUGAAACCAGCAAGACUCCUAUCAACAAUCACGAAUCGGCUGCUGAUCAACUCUUCAAACUCUUGCAUUGCCCGCGUGCUAAAUUGAUUAAUUAUAAUCUUAAAGAAGAACAAUCGGGUACGACUCUUCUACAUGAAGCUGCUAGAAGACGGGAUUUGCAUCUGCUAGGUUUGGCGAUUAGUAGGGGAGCUGAUGUUUUGGCUAGAGAUCGUAAGAACAAAAUGCCAAUUGAUGUCGCCAAGGAUGAGAAAGUCAAGGGUAUUCUCAGACAGACACACGCUCAAAGCAAAAUUGAACCAUCUGGUCUUCAACCUACUUUGAAAGGUUAUCUCAGCAAAUGGACCAAUAUGGCCAAGGGCUACAAUAUCAGGUGGCUAGUCUUGGAUAACGGUUAUUUGAGUUAUUAUCGAGAUCAAAAGGAUGAGGGAAAAGCUGUCAGAGGGUCGAUUGCCAUGUCAGUUGCAAUCCUGACUGGACCCGAUAUCACUAAAGAUAAACUACGAUUCGAAGUUUCAUCCAAAUUAGGUAGUUCAUAUCCGAAAUUUUAUUUGAAAGGGGCUCAUCCCGUAGAAGUCAUGAGAUGGGUCGAUGCACUUAAACAAGCCAUUGAAUUGGCCAAGGAUAGCUCGCCUCAUCAACCAACUCACCUCGUUCGCAAAUCCUCAUCACCUUCAAUCAGCAACGCUGAGCAACACCCAGCCUCACACCGAAGGAGUUUUGUUCCUAAGCGGAUCAGAAACAGUCGAGUUUUGAACCGCUCCCCCAAGACCAACAAUUCUAGUCCGGAACAAGGAGAAGAAUCACCAUCUGGAAGUAUGUUUGCCGGCUCUUUUACAGAUGAUGACAACUAUGGAAUUUUAGGGCAAGAUGGAAGACCACCGUUCGACAAUGAAUUCGAUUUACUUUCUCAAAGUGUCAAGGCACACAUUGAGAUGACUGAACAUUUGAUUGAUUCGAUCACGAUCUCUAAUUCUCCUAUUCCUACGGCUACUUCGAAUCUUGGUUUAACUUCCUCGCCUUCUUCGUCUAGUCUGAUCAAGGGUACUCAACGACAAGUCGAAGUCAAAGAGGCACUCAAACGAUCAAUGCAAGACCUCAACACGAUGGUCUCCGAUUACUUUUUGAAAGUCAAUCAACGUGAAAAGUUUUAUAUUCGAAGAUAUGAACAAGAGUUGGCAGCCAAAAAGCUGUGGGAAGAAAAUAUGCAAAUGAUUGUAGCUACUCAAGCGGAGAUGGAACAAGAAUUGAAGAACGUGGCUAGAGAUAGUAGUCGCAGGAAGAAACAGUUGAAGAGCUUGAGAGCUGGAAUGAGUAGUGGUACUCCUGGGGGCUUGGCCGGGCCUGGUUCGAGUGAAUAUGUGGGUGAGAUCGUCACCCCUUCCGGCUUAGCACCAAGUUUAAACCCUGGAGCUGUCAAUCCAUCACCCAUCGGAGAUGUACACCAAGCUCCAUCCGCUCAUCCCUUGGCUUCGUCAUCGUCGGUCGACAGUGAUGAUGAUGAUGACGAUGACGAGUUUUUCGAAGCCAUAGAGACUGGUGCCAUAGCUGUCGAACCUAUGGCUGUGUCUAAGGCGUCAUUGGACACCAAUCGAGUUUCUGAAUUAGAUAUCUCUGUCAUAUGCAAAGGAUACGAAACCAAGCGAAAGACUUUACCAAUCAAGGCUGAUGAUCGGCCAUCUGUUUCACUCUGGGGUGUUUUGAAGAAUAGUAUUGGAAAGGAUCUUACCAAGAUUUCAUUUCCAGUCACCUUCAAUGAACCGGUCAGUAUGUUACAACGUAUGGCUGAGGAUAUGCAAUUUUCUGAAUGCUUGGAUGCGGCCGCUGAACAUUCAGACUCUUUAGUCAGACUCGCUUAUGUGGCGGGAUUUGCGAUGAGUAAUUAUUCGAGUACAGUUGGUCGACUUGCGAAGCCUUUCAACCCUUUGUUAGGGGAAACCUUUGAGUAUGUUGACCCGGAUAAACAAUAUAGAUAUGUUUCGGAGCAAGUUAGUCAUCAUCCUCCAACAAGUGCUUGUUACUGUGAAUCGAUCCGAUGGAAAUAUUUUGGAGAGACCGAUGCCAAGAACCGAUUCACUGGAAAAUCAUUUGAGAUCAAACCUACUGGAGUAGCUCAUGCUACACUGAAAUUACCUGAUACGUAUCCUGGUACUGAGUCUUACCCUCGAGUAGCAGAUGAUACAAGUAGGGUUGAAGAACAUUAUAGCUGGAAGAAAGUGACGACGAUUGUUAGCAACUUUAUACUCGGCUCACCGUCUAUUGAUCAUUAUGGAGAUAUGGAGAUCACUAAUCAUCGAACCGGCGAGAAAUGUAUAUUAACAUUCAAGCCUAGAGGAUGGAGAGGAAAAGAUGCAAACGAAGUGAAGGGAUCAGUGUAUGAUACAAGCGGAAAAGUUGUGUGGGAAUUAGCAGGAAAAUGGACCACUCAAUUAAUUGCGAGAAAGGCCGGAGGAUCUAAUCCAUCAGAUCGAGGAGAACUUGCACCGGAUCAAAAGGUCGAAGGUCGAGGACGAGAAUAUAUGUUAAUUUGGAAGAAUGACGAAAUCCUUGAACCUUUACCUUUCAAUUUAACAAACUUUGCGAUCACAUUAAAUGCAGUGAAUCCGACCUUGAAGAAUCUCUUACCACCUACAGAUUCGAGAUUAAGACCAGAUCAGCAUGCGUUUGAAAGAGGAGCAUGGGAAAAAGCAAAUGAAUUGAAAUCUGCAUUGGAAGACUUUCAAAGAAGUAAAAGAAGAAGACGAGAAUUAGGAGAAUUGCGUGAACAUUCACCUAGAUGGUUCAAGGUUGAAGAAGACGAAGAUAGCGGUGAAAGAACUUGGGGACCUGUCAAAGCAUCAGAUGGAAUUAAUAUUGCUUACUGGGAUGAAAGGCUGAAAGUUGGGAGAGCUAAGAUGGAAGGAGAUGAAUCGGCUGAAUGGAAUGAUGUCGAUCAUAUUUUUGGUGAAUUUGAAUUGAUUGAAGGAUGAUGGGUUUCGAAUUCAAAUUGUUCCAUUAUGUUUUGCUUUCUUUAUUCAUACAAUUGAUUGAGAUGAACCUUUUAGACUUGGAUUAUAGAAUCUCUUUUUUUUCGCGUUUGUUUUUUCAUUCUUUAAUUCUCAUCAUUUUUCAAAAUUGUUUUUUUUGUAUGUCUGUGUUUUUAUAAGUUGAAACAAAAAUCAUUGAAAAAAAAUCAAAAUCUGUUUUAAUCAUUUUGCUUAAUUCUUUUUCUUUUCAAUAAUAAAUGAAUCUGUUUUUGAUUUUGAUUUUCUUAUGUUUUUUGUUUGUUUGAAAUUCAUGAAAUUGAUAAAUUACUCUUUCUUUCUUUUC